UUGGUUACUCGGCUUUCUGUCUGUCAACUCGCGACAAGAGACGAGAGCAGGUCGUCCAACAUGUUUAUGUUUACUUUCCAGGUUUGAGUUUCUACUCCACCAAACGAACGCCAUCUGCCGUCUAUUACAACCAAAGAGUAUUAACUACCGCCUUGGAUGCAUAAAGAUGACUUUGGAGUAGCUUUUCUUUGACUAGCAUUGAAAUAAGAUCUGAAACUGUCAGUGUUGUAGUCUUCGUGGUACCAACAACCAGAGACGGGAAAUGGCAGAAGGAUUUGAUUUGAGGCAGAAUUAUAACUUCUCUGACUCCGAGAGCGAAGGGGAGGACGAUAGAUUGAGGAGAGAAGUACGUGAAAGGCUUUUUGUGUUUGGUCUUGAAAGCGAUAUCAUUUCAAAUGGGAAAGAUUCGCUCGAAGAUGGGUCGCACUCAAGUCAGUUUACUUCGUCUACACAACUCAGGGACAACAACAACGAAACUGAAGUUGAUGGCGAACCAGCAAAUACUCAUGAAUCAUCUGAUCAGUCGCUAAGUUGUCCUACCUUAUCUGAGGACACCAGGUCGAGAAGAAGAUCUAGGACUUUCUCGUUUAGCCGUUUGGUUCGAAGAUUGCAUCGUAGCCGAAGGAGAACGGACGACGCUUAUCGAGAGAUUGAAAUAGCUGCAGACGGAAGAGGAAGAAUGAGAACACCUGGUUGUGAAACGCUUUACGACUCAUCUACACAACAAAACGAAACUGCUUUUGAAGGCAKCAAUGACCGAUCAAUACGACAACGGCCUCAGAGCGUUGUAUUCCGCCAUAGAACUGACUCAAACGACAGAACAAGCAGGAGAAGACCCCAUUCAUUAAUCGAAAGGGCGCGCAAAUUUUUCGAUUCUAAUUCAACUCCUACAGCUUUAGAUGAUAUAGAAAAUGGUCCAGAAUCCCUGCAGAGACAGGAAAAUGGAGACUCUACCGAACAUCGAAACUCUGUAGCGGAUCCUGACGCUCCGAUAAGAUUCCCUAUAGGUGUGAACGAACUGGUGGCAAUUAGAAGAGAGAGGGCUCGAUUAAGGGCCGAACAAACUAGGAUUGAAUAUCACAUUAUUCCUGAUAUCCUCAAAAUUACAAAUUGUCCUUGGUAUUGGGGGAAAAUAAAUCGUUUUGAAGCCGAAAAGGUUCUUGAAGGACAGGCUGACGGGACAUUUCUCCUUAGAGAUAGCGCACAGUAUCAUUAUUUAUUUUCGGUCAGCUUCCGAAGAUAUUAUCGCACAUAUCAUGCUCGGAUCGAGCAGUGGAAACACAAGUAUAGUUUUGAUAAGCCAAGUGACUUUUCUUUUUGUUCCAAGAGUGUUUGUGAUCUCUUAGAGCACUAUUCCCAAGCGGAACAGUGCAUGUACUAUGAACCGUUACUAUUACAUCCCUUCCCACGCAAGUCUGCAAUGCCUUUGCAACACCUAUGCCGAGCAGUUAUCUGUAAUCAGACCACAUUUCAACGCAUUGAAGAGUUACCAUUGCCCAAGUCUCUCAAGCUAUACCUUAGAGAGUAUCAUUACAAAGUUGCUGUAAAAAAGAUGGAAGAUAAAGGUACACAGACCAUCCCUUCUAGGAAAAUGUUUGGAAUUAAACGAAACUAAUAGACAAAGAUGAAACAAGCUUAAAGGAAUUAGAACUAAUUUGAAUUACCAGAUGGAAACAGCUUGAAAGCCAUUGAAACCUUUCCUUUGAAUCAUCGUAGCAUUAAAAGCAAGAAGAAAUUUAAUAUUACUAAUACUACUAUUAGUCAAUGAUGUUUUGCACUUUAUCUCAGCACCAGUUAAUUAAUAAUUAAUAAAACUAAGUUUUAUUUGAAUCUAGCCUGCGUAGCGGCCCAAAUUGGGGGGAAGGGGGAGGGGGGAAGACCCAAAAAUGUGCCGCUAUGCAGGUAGUUUCAAUGUUGCAUUGACAAAUUUGAACUCUUUUGAGUUUUUCCAGUUUGAUAUCUCAGUAUGGCUGGCUGUGUCAUGUUUUUGAUAUGUCUCAUGUUUUUAGGGGAUUUCAGUAGAUGUUCAAAUCGU
Messenger RNA from Actinia tenebrosa (Australian red waratah sea anemone), 2035 nucleotides. RefSeq lists its product as uncharacterized. The record is from RefSeq and is a predicted model, not a curated record. Gene Ontology annotation, cellular component: phosphatidylinositol 3-kinase complex. Gene Ontology annotation, biological process: phosphatidylinositol phosphate biosynthetic process; intracellular signal transduction. Gene Ontology annotation, molecular function: 1-phosphatidylinositol-3-kinase regulator activity. Lineage: Eukaryota; Metazoa; Cnidaria; Anthozoa; Actiniaria; Actiniidae.